AUGUCGUGGAGUACCAGUCAAUAUAACCAGCAGGGCACCCAAGGCCAGCCACAGGCCUCCUAUCAUCUCCAGGUUAGUCUUUUUCUGCCAAUGGCAUCCUAUCAUGAAAUUUUCUCUGCUAACGGGGAGACAUGCUCGUGUCACUAUGGGUCAAAAGAUGUACAAACAUCAUCUUUUACUCCAGAUCCUUCACCUCCGCCAUACCAGUUGCAGCAGCAGCAGCAGCAGCAGUAUGGCGAGAAUGCCUCUUAUUACCAGCAUAACAUUCCAGCUGGCGAUGAAGAAGCGAGCCAGAUUCCUGAGCAGACAGUGGGCGAUAGGGGUCUCGGCUCUACAAUUUCCGGCGGCGCUGCUGGAGGUUAUACAGCUCAUCAGAUGGGCGGUGGAAAGUUGGCUACUGCUGGAGGUGCGCUCCUGGGAGCUGUCGGUAUGAAUAUGGUAAGCAACAAGCUGUAUGUAGAGACCUCCUGA
Penicillium taxi is the source of this 471-nucleotide messenger RNA. RefSeq lists its product as uncharacterized. Lineage: Eukaryota; Fungi; Ascomycota; Eurotiomycetes; Eurotiales; Aspergillaceae. The transcript has 2 exons. Bases 1 to 471 code for a protein of 156 amino acids. The record is from RefSeq and is a predicted model, not a curated record.